This is a messenger RNA of Zasmidium cellare ATCC 36951, 1059 nucleotides long. RefSeq lists its product as uncharacterized. The record is from RefSeq and is a predicted model, not a curated record. Bases 1 to 1059 code for a protein of 352 amino acids. The transcript has a single exon. NCBI's taxonomy places the organism in Eukaryota, Fungi, Ascomycota, Dothideomycetes, Mycosphaerellales, Mycosphaerellaceae.
AUGGGAGUUCCAACAUCACCAUACCAGCCAUAUGCCGACGUGCAUCAAAACCCCAAAGGCCCUGGAGACGCUCGACCAAGCGCCAUGCAAGUCGUCCAGGGCCUCAAGGCCUUCGAAUCCAUGCAAGGUCGUACCGUGGUCAUCACCGGCGCCUCCAGUGGACUCGGCCUCGAAACAGCACGAGUUCUUUACGAGACUGGAGCCAUACUCAUCCUGACAGCACGAGAUAUACCCAAACUGAGCAAAGCCAUCGAUGGAAUCGUUGCGAACAGUGAAGCAUACCCCGAGACAGCCAACGACAAGCCUCCCAAGCCUGCCACCAUUGAGAUGCAUCUUGACUCCCUUGAAAGUGUACGCAUAGCUGCCAACUCCCUCCUCGAACAAACCCAUUCAAUCUCAACCCUCAUUCUCAACGCCGGCAUCAUGGCCUGCCCCCUCUCAUUCACCCACGACGGCUUCGAGGCGCAAAUAGGCACCAACCACAUGGCGCACUUCCUCUUCUUCCAGCUCGUAAAACCAGCUCUUCUCAAUCACGAAAAGACGGCCAAGACGAAAAGAGUGAUCUUCCUCUCCUCAGGCGCUCACCGCAUGUCGCCCAUCCGCUUCGACGACAUGAAUUGGCGGGCUGACGAAGCAAAGUACAACAAAUGGCAAGCUUACGGGCAAAGCAAGACGGCGAAUAUGUACGUCGCCAAUGCGCUGACUCGCCGGUACGCACAAGAUGGGGUUAUUGGGCUUUCGAUCUGCCCGGGACCCGUUGCCACAGAUCUGUCCAAGCAUAUGACGGAUGCAGACUGGGAGAUGAUGGGCGGGAGGGAGAAGGUUGUCCCUGAGAGGAGGAAUGUGCAGCAGGGCGCUGCUACGUCGGUUUGGGCGGCGCUGAGUCCUCACUUUGAUGAUGUUGAGAAUGGGGCGAAGUAUUUGACGAAUGUGGGUGAGGUUGGGGCGCAUGAUGGAGAGGUGUGCAAGGCAGGGACGGCGGAGUGGGCAUUUGAUGAGGAGAAGGAAGAGAGGCUAUGGAGGGAGAGCUGCGCGGCUGUAGGCGUGGAACUCGACUGA